Archocentrus centrarchus (flier cichlid) is the source of this 7250-nucleotide messenger RNA. It is a transcript of the gene ralylb, whose product is annotated as RALY RNA binding protein like. Bases 141 to 1148 code for a protein of 335 amino acids. NCBI's taxonomy places the organism in Eukaryota, Metazoa, Chordata, Actinopteri, Cichliformes, Cichlidae. Gene Ontology annotation, molecular function: RNA binding. The transcript has 9 exons. The record is from RefSeq and is a predicted model, not a curated record. Gene Ontology annotation, cellular component: nucleus.
CAUACUGUAUUUUGAGCCAUAUCACAUUUUUAUUGCAACAUUUUACUCCCGCUCGGUGAGUACAUUUCCAAUGGCUUUUUUGUAAGCAUUUUUUGUCUUUUUAAUUGCCCCUCCUUUUUUUAUUUUUCCUCCUUUUGCUGAUGGUUGAAUUGAGCAUUGACAUGGUGGUUUUGAGCGUUUUUCCACAUCCAGGCUUCAAGUUUUUAGCAUGCAGUUAUUCUGAUCGAGAGUGCCAAGAGGGUAAACGGGAGGGCAACUGGAGGAGAAUGACUGGUAAAACUCAGACCAGCAACGUGACCAACAAGAAUGACCCUCGUUCCCUCAACUCCAGAGUCUUUAUUGGCAACCUCAACACAGCCAUUGUCAAGAAAACCGACAUAGAGGUUAUCUUCGCUAAGUACGGCAAGAUAGUGGGUUGCUCUGUGCACAAGGGGUACGCCUUUGUACAAUACAUUAACGAAAGGAACGCCAGAGCAGCGGUGGCAGGGGAAAACGCCCGCAUCAUCGCUGGACAGCCUCUUGACAUAAACAUGGCCGGCGAGCCCAAGCCGUACAGGCCCAAAGCAGGCUCCAAACGGCCACUCUCGGCUGUUUACAGUGGUUAUGAAUUUGAUUAUGAGUACUACAGGGAUGAUUUCUACAGCAGGCUUUUUGACUACCAUGGCAGAGUGGCCCCCCCACCCAGAGCUGUGAUCCCACUGAAACGCUCCAGAGUGCUCGCUCCCUCCUCUCGCCGUGGGAAGACCUCCUUCCCCAUCAAAACGUCCUCUUCUUCCUCGUCUUCAUCCUCCAGACCUCCCACAUCAUCCUCCACCACCGGAGUCAAAUUAGUGAAGACGGACCAACUUCAGACCAUUAAACGAGAGCUCACUCAGAUCAAGAUGAAGAUUGACUCUUUGCUGGGACGCCUGGAAAAGAUUGAGAAGCAGCAGAGAGCCGAAACUGAGGCUCAGAGAAAAUAUGAGGACAACUGUGACUCCCUGCAUGAGGAGUCUGUGUCAGAGACAGCAGAAAACUCUGGAGAGGAGGCCGGUGAGGGGGCACUGGACGUAGAGGCAGGAGAGAUGACCGAUGGAGGCGAGGAUGACUAUGACGAGGAGGGUAGCCACCAUCUGAUAGAAAACCAUGUAUCGGAUAUUGACAACUGAAAUCAGGGUGAGGAAGCAGACACUCCUGGUCGGUGGUAUUAGAAUUCAUCAUCACCUUGAAGAGACAGAAAAUGAUCUGUGUGGGAUCAAGACACCCAUUCAGGACUGUAAGUUGUGUAUGAGAGAUGGCAGAUCACAUUUAGAUGCCCGGCUGUGCAGCUCAAACCAAAUGUGAUGUGCUCUCUAAAGAAAAUACAUUCAAGACCCAUUUUAAUUCAGUGGCCUGAGUUUAUUUCAUGUGCAACUUAUCCUUCAUUGGAUGAACUCAAACACUAAACCUGAAACUGAAAAAAAUAAAACUGAAGGCAAAGGAAUAAAGGGUUUAUUUGGAUUUCUAAAUGAAAUUAUGUUCAAAGAUGGAAAUGUUUUUGGUCUAUUGUUACUGCUCUUAUGAAAUGUGCUUGUGCUGUAAUUUCAUAAACAGAUUUUCAAAGAAUUUUUGUUUAUGCUCAACUAUCAAAUGAAUAAAUGACAGAACAAUCUGUGACCGUGGUAGGAACCUCAGCAAAAGAAUGAAACAUCUCUGCCGUCUGCUUCGGAUUUGACUCAUACAUAAGCCAAUAGCUGUGAGCAUAACUUUAUCCAGCUUUAUCCAUUUAUCACACAAAUGCCCUGUGGGGCUGUUCCAUCAUAUAUUCCAACUCCUGCCAAGUUUCAGAAGCAGAAAGGGCUUCCUGUGGUAGAGAGCCAACACUGGCACAGGCCUCCUGCCAGGGAGCAGUGCCCUAACGUCUCAGUGCACUCCUCCCCACUCAGUUUGUGCAUCCCAACAUGGACUGCUGCUGUUCUGGAGCCAGCACCUUUCUCCUUCAUCCUCUCCUCCUGCAUCCUGCAUUGAUUCCAUUUUAUGUAGUGGAGCGAGCAAAGUAAGGUUUUGCUUUUUGUUUUUUAAAUUGUGGAAUUUGUAUGAUUUUAAACCAAACAUUGGCAGACUGUGAUAUUAUCUCACAAUGAGAUCUUUGAUUCAGAAAACAUAAAUUUCUGACAUAAUAACUUGAAAGGAAGUGUAAUGCUGCAUUAAAACCACUUCAGUAAUGAAUGAGAUGAUUUAGCUACUAAUUUGGUGCAGUGUACUAACAGUGGUAAAGAUAAUAUUGAAAUUUCCUCAACUGUUGUGUGGAUUGCAUAAAACCCCAAAUAUAAUGUCUGCUUUAGCUGAGCAAUUACAAUUUACCUGAUUAUAAAUAAAUUGCUGCAAAUUGAAUUAUGUCACUAGCAAAUGGAUGUCAGCGUGUUAUGCUGUUUGUUAUUCAAAUUAAGUUUGCUCCAGUAUUUUUCCACCAUUCAAAUUUAACCGUCAUAACAUUAUUUCAAACAAUAAGAAGCUGAUGUUGUUCCGAGCCUGCUGGGAGGAGGUUGUUUUUGGGAACCAGGUGUCUCAGCUCAUCGCUCUGUAGCGUUCAUUUGGUUAAAGAUUCAUUCAGGCUAAGAUUCUGUUAACAUCUCCAUUACAGCAAAAGCUGUCACAACAGUUUUUCAGGAGAACAUGAGACCAAGAAUAUUGUGCAAUUUAACGUCAUAAAAAAAUCUUUUCCAAUAUUUCAUAGUUACGUCUAAGCCUUUACUGCAAGUUCAUUUUGUUGAAGGUCAUAAUUACUGUAUGAAAAAGGAGGAGGUCCACACACCAAAAAGCUCCUUGAGAAAUUUUAAUCCAUCAGUAUUAAAGAAGUAACGUUUUUGGAUGUGCGUGUUUCUCUUUUAUUAAGCAUAAUUACUGUAUGAACAUUACAUUGACAGCUGUACUAAAUAUUAUAAAGUACUAACUGGCUUCAGAGUAUAUAGGCACACUGUUUUAUUAAUUAUUUUUAUGGGGAAAAAAACAACCCCUCUGUUUUUUUCAUAAAUCACAAUCAAAAUGCUUUAGUUUGAAUUGGAUAUGUACUUGUUGGGAAUGAAAUUCUUGCGACACAUGCUACACAUAGAACUCCCAUAGGCAGUCAUUCUGACUUCUAUAUAUUAUUUGCUUAAAUUUAAAAUAAAUCAUAUAUACUAUACUAUCAACUAAAGAUGUUGUGGUAAGAAAGAUCAGUAGCAGGAACUCAUGUCUGUGUAGAUUCUCAGUCAUCCAGGUCAUGGUAUUCUCAACAGCUCAAAAAAAGCUGAGUGGACUUCUUUAAAAAAAAAAAAUUUUUAAGCCAGUUCCCCUCUUAUCCAAGAAGCUUCUGUAGGCUUUUCCACCAAAAGUUGGAGAAUCUCAGGUCUCCUUAGUGGGAGUUGUCCCUUUUGGAGGUGGUCAUUGACCCAUUAUCAUUCAUGUGCUGUUGCACACAAGCUAAUCCGUUUAAAAAAAAAAAGUGUGGGUCAUUACCACCACGGUUUUCAGGUGGACCCCCACCACCACCCACAAAAAAAAAAAUAAUCAUGUGACCUAUUAAGGUCGCCUGAAGUAUGGUGUGAGUGGAGGUUAAGGUACCAGGGGAGGGAUCUGCAGUGCAAGACUACACUGUAGGUCGCUGACAACUGGUGUUAUAAGCCACAAACUCUGUUCAGUGAUGGUUGUUCACAGUGGACAUUGAUGGCUUCUUUUACUCCUCUUUUAAACUAUCCCACCUUCCCGGUCCAAAAUGUAAACACUGGCAUCCUUUAAGAGUGUCCUUCAUCCUUUAGGUGCAGAAGUACAGCGGAGUCUUGUCAUGCUGAGGUGGCCCUUCUACGUUAUGCAAUGCCUUUGUGGAGUGGCUGUUUAGUUUCUCCAAUGUGGAGGUCUGAGCACUCCUUGCUGCACUGCACAGCAUACACUGUGUUGCUUAGUCUGGGUUUGGGAGUUUUGUCCUUGGGACCAGUUUUUGUCUUAGAGUGUGGCUGGGGUGUCAUGCUUGGAGAAAAAUCUCCUACAUUUUUUUGGUGUCUGACUUUCAUUCCUGUGCAUCUUCACUGAUUUAAUGAAGGUCCAGUUGUGAUAACCACGUCUUUUGAGGAUGCCACUGUUCAUAUUUUGGACCGAGAACAAAGAUGGUUAGAAAGAGGAGUAAAAGAGCCCAUCUAUGUCCACUGUGAGCAACCAUCAUUUAACAGAGGUGGUGGCUUAUGACACUAGCAGUCAGCUACCUAUAAUAUAGUCUAGAGAGCGCUUCCCAGUGCCUUGAACCCCACUCACACCUUACUUCAGGUGAACAGUCACCUGAAGUGACAAGGUCUCACAGGUCUCACAGUGGUUUCACAGGAAUCCCUUUUCCCAUGUAUCCAUUUGUACCCACUCAGCACGGCUUGACUCGACUUGGCACAGUUUAUAGGCAUUUCCAUUAGUACCUGGUACUAGGUACUUUUUUAGUACCCACUCAGCCAGGGUCCCAAUUAAUCCGAGGCAAUCUGAAAAUGUGAUGUUGAAGAACAACAUGCCACUGAUUGGCCAGGGAGUGUCGUCACUAGUGGAGUCAUGAGAGCGAUUCCUUCGCCAGAAUCAGGCGCGUCAUUUUUAAAACCCAACAGCCAGAAACUGGAGGCACGCAAACCAACACCGUGGUCGAAUGAGGAGGUGCAGACAUUUCUGUGCUUGGUGGGCGAUGAGACGAGAAAUGAGAAAGUUUAUCAUGAGGUUUCCAAGCUAAUUGCUGCUCAUCGCACAACACAGCGGUGUAGACUAAAGCUAACACACUUUGAGUCGCAUACAAAUUAUGUGACAAGACUUCUGCCCACAUUGCUAUAUCGACUCCACCCACACUGAGGUGGUGCUCGAUUGUAAUGAAAGCAAAAGAAAACUGUGGCGAGUUGUGUCGAGUCAAGUCGACCCACACUGAGUAGGUACUAAUGGAAACACAGCAUUUGUGGUAAUGACCCACACAUUUUUUCACACCUUGCCUCAUGUGAUGAUGAAUAACAAGGGGUCAACAACCACCUCCAAAGGGGACAACCCCCACUAGGAUUUAAAUAAAAGUCCAGUCACCUGUUUUCAAGUUCUUGAGACUACCAGGAGUGACACUUUGCCCAUCAACAGCAAGUGGUAGCCAUUAGGGAUCAAAAAGCAUCCAAUUUCACCAAAUUACGCUGUAUAUGCAUAUAGUCAACUGCUAUGACCAUGGCUACGACCAUCUUUUGUUGAUUUUAUAACAUUACAGAUCCAUGUAUUCUUUGAUCUUUUAUUGAUUACAAAUUAUAUUUUUACAUAUCAUAUUUAUUUAUUAUAAAUUUAUCUAAAUAAUGUAUUGUGGUCAAAAUGACUGCCCAUGGGAGUUCUAGAUAGAAACACUCAUAACUCAUUUGUGUCUUGUAAUUUUAAUAAAAUGAUAAUGUUAGAAUACAAUAUGCACAUAUUUAGGAAAAGUCAGGGUCCUAUAGUGGCAUGGGGUUUAUAGCAACGAAGAUAUUACACUGCAAAAUUGGUCAAAAUGACCGCCUUGGGAGUUCUAGUGUUAAAGGUUUAGUUUUCAAUUCAGCAACUUAUAAAAAAAAAUGUUUUUUUGUUUUUGCUAGCAGAUGAAAUUUAUAACAAUUAGACAAGAAAAACCCCAAACAAUUAAACAGUCUAAUGGGUGCUGGACCAUUAAAUCGGCAAACUAUUAAUAGGAACUUCAGCACUCUCAAAUACAUAUAAAAUAUAUUAUAUAUACCGUGGCAGUAAAAAAGAAUGGAUGCGUUUCAGCCAACUAUAUUUAAUGAUAUAUUAAAAUAUAUAUGUAUUUGAGAGCUUUUAUUUAUAGUUGGACUUUAACAAUUAACAAUAUCAUGUAGCCAGGUAGCAACCAUCAGUUACUUCAUCAGCCUAAUUGAUGCUACAAAGUGAUCAGCUGGUACAUGUUCUUUUUUAAAGUAUUAUCAUGGUAAGUACCCUAAUGUGGAAGCAAAUGGGGUUCUUGUUGAAGUAACGCUACUGAAGAUGAGUCCUGAUAUCGGCUAUGUAAGAGUUUUUAAUUACGUAGUUUAGUGUUGGUGGUAGUUUCCUGGGUUUCUUCAACCAAAAUACCAAAUUGGAAAUGGGCUAUAAAUAACAAAAAUGUUAUUUACCCAAGAAGUCUUUCGCAAUUAUUUCCUGAGCCGAAACAAAUUUCUUUAACUUUUUUUUUUGUUGUUGUUGUUGAAUUGCUAAAGGUUUGAGCCACCCCAGUACAGUCAAGAUUAAGCAUAAAUUCAUCAGUGAGCAUUCUUUGGAGAAACAGCGUCAUAAUUACUCUGAAAAUUCCACUCGUCUGUGAUGUGUGUUUAUGAUUUAUUUGAGCGUGGAGAAAAUAAUGGUUCUUCAAAAACUAUGAAUGUUGGUUAAUGAGUUAGCUGCAUUUGAAUCAGUUCUGAUUGUUGAUUUGAAAACCUUAAACAAAAAUCAUUGUAGCUUAAAAGUACAAAACCAAGGCCACCAAGAGUAGGUGAGGAUUUUUUGUUUUGUGAGUUGGGUGAACCAACUCCUUCCAGAAGAAUAUUUCUGAAAUUAAAAGGAAAAUUCACUUUGCACAAUAUCAUGAAUACACUACUAAGUUCUGGCAGGGCUGCUUAGGGGGAAAAAAUGCAUAAAAUUAAAAAAAGACUGUCCUGAAGUUCACAAUAAGUGUCUGGUGAAUGAUGAUGAUGUGUAAUAUUUCGCACUAUUUUUGUAUCCCAAACAUGUUUCAAGAAAAUUGCUUUGCUACAUGUUUAUCUUUUUGUUUUAUUUAUUUAUUUUUUGUUUGUUUUAUUUUGAAUUGGUUUGGUUUGGGGUUUUUUUGCUGGUAGCCUGUUUUUUGAUGGACAGUAUGGUGACGUGUCAAAUAUUCUGCAAAAAUAGAGAAAAAAACUGUCGUAAUUUAUCUGGGUCACUUUAGAACAGUUCUGGCUCAACUCUCGAUUUUCUUUCCGCUGUAAAUAGUCCUUAUCAUGUUUAUUUCAAAAAGGCUAGAUGAAUUUUAAAAGUUUAAAAUAAUGAAAAUAAUACACUGACAGUUUGUUGGAGUAAUUGCAGGUUUAAACCGGAAUUGUUGGACUUCUAGCGAUGUGUAACUGGCAACAGUUGUAUAGAAAUGUACAUUUUUUUGUAAAAAUAUUUUUAUCAAAAGGCAUGUUUACUGUAACUUUGUAUUUUCAGUUCAUGUAAAAAGAAAGUUAUAUUCUAACUGUUGUAUGGAUAGAAACCUCAUUGUCAUUGUAGAUAAAAAUUUGUGCUAUCAACCAAUAAAAAAAAAUGUUUGUGUCAUUUAA